This is a messenger RNA of Dipodomys spectabilis (banner-tailed kangaroo rat), 480 nucleotides long. It is a transcript of the gene Asdurf, whose product is annotated as ASNSD1 upstream open reading frame. Bases 1 to 462 code for a protein of 153 amino acids. Lineage: Eukaryota; Metazoa; Chordata; Mammalia; Rodentia; Heteromyidae. The record is from RefSeq and is a predicted model, not a curated record. The transcript has 4 exons.
AUGUGCAGUGGCAUUGCGGCGGCCAGAGCCGGUCUGCGCAGGCGUCAAGUAGGCUCGCGGACUCUUGGGAAGGGGGCAGAGUGGAGGAGCCUUCCGGAGGACGCGCGCGGGGAGCCGCCUCGGUUACGUCGUCACUGUGCGCCGUCGGUCUUGAUUUUGCUGGGUGUGGAGAUGCCCGGCGGCGGGGCGGCCCGGGACGACGGCGCUGCGCUCCUCUCCGGCGAUCGCUCGACCGCACAGAAGGAGGAUCUUAGCAGCAGGAUUAAAGAACAAAAAAUUGUCGUGGAUGAACUUUCUAACCUGAAGAAGAAUAGGAAAGUAUAUAGGCAACAACAAAACAGCAACAUAUUCUUUCUUGCAGACCGAACAGAAAUGCUUUCUGAAAGAAAAAAUAUCUUGGACGAACUAAAAAAAGAAUACCAAGAAAUAGAAAACUUGGAGAAGACCCAAAUCAAGAAAUAGUCACCCUCGUUUCACAUA